Molecule: messenger RNA, 3926 nt
Organism: Molossus molossus (Pallas's mastiff bat)
Lineage: Eukaryota; Metazoa; Chordata; Mammalia; Chiroptera; Molossidae
Gene: SUDS3
Product: SDS3 homolog, SIN3A corepressor complex component
Exons: 12
Coding region: 16-1002 (328 amino acids)
Biological process (GO): negative regulation of transcription by RNA polymerase II
Cellular component (GO): Sin3-type complex
Molecular function (GO): histone deacetylase binding
Source: RefSeq, a predicted model, not a curated record
GCUGUCAGAGGCGACAUGAGUGCCGCGGGGCUGCUGGCUCCGGCCCCGGCCCCGGCGGGAGCGCCGCCGGCUCCGGAGUAUUACCCCGAAGAGGACGAAGAGCUGGAGAGCGCCGAGGACGACGAGCGCAGCUGCCGGGGCCGCGAGUCCGACGAAGACACUGAGGAUGCUAGUGAAACUGACCUGGCAAAGCAUGAUGAAGAAGACUAUGUAGAAAUGAAGGAACAGAUGUACCAGGAUAAACUGGCUUCUCUUAAGAGACAGUUGCAACAGCUGCAGGAAGGUACGUUACAGGAAUAUCAGAAGAGGAUGAAAAAACUAGAUCAGCAGUACAAAGAGAGGAUACGAAAUGCAGAACUCUUCCUCCAGCUGGAAACUGAACAAGUGGAAAGAAAUUACAUUAAAGAAAAGAAGGCAGCGGUGAAAGAGUUUGAAGACAAGAAGGUUGAGCUGAAAGAGAACCUGAUUGCUGAGCUAGAAGAAAAGAAGAAAAUGAUUGAAAAUGAAAAGCUAACGAUGGAACUAACUGGAGAUUCUAUGGAAGUGAAACCCAUCAUGACCAGAAAGUUGAGGCGGCGACCAAAUGAUCCUGUCCCCAUUCCAGACAAGAGGAGAAAACCUGCUCCUGCGCAGCUCAACUAUUUGUUAACAGAUGAACAGAUCAUGGAGGAUCUGAGAACGUUAAAUAAGCUUAAGUCACCCAAGAGACCAGCAUCCCCAUCCUCUCCUGAACACUUGCCUGCCACACCAGCUGAGUCUCCAGCUCAGAGAUUUGAAGCCCGGAUAGAAGAUGGCAAAUUGUACUAUGAUAAAAGAUGGUACCACAAGAGCCAAGCCAUCUAUCUGGAGUCAAAGGACAACCAGAAACUGAGCUGUGUGAUCAGCUCUGUCGGAGCCAAUGAGAUCUGGGUGAGAAAGACCAGUGACAGCACCAAGAUGAGGAUCUACUUGGGCCAGCUUCAGCGUGGGCUCUUUGUGAUUCGCCGGAGGUCAGCGGCCUGACUUUCCACAGUGCUCUACUUCCCUUGACCCUUUUUCUGGAGUGGUUUUUGGUUUUUGGUUUUGUUUUGUUUUCUUCUUAAUAGGAAUUUUUUAACUUGGGACUUGCUCCUCGGCCUUGGAAAAUGGAGAACUCUUGUGGAUUCUGCAAGGCGCUUUCAUGGCCAGUCGCUUCCAUUUUUAUUUCAUUCUUUCCUGCCUCGACUUCUUCCCGCCAUCAGUCACCACGAGACGAUUUCCUUUCAGGAGUAUUGGGAGUUUGAUUUACUUAUUUGUUUUUGUUUUGUUUUGUUUUGUUUUGUGGUCUUUUUAUCCCUAAAAUUUUCUUUGAGUUGGAAGGGACAUUUUUUUUAAAUUAAUUAUCUUUCGGUCUUUCUACCAUGAAGAGGAGCAGGAAGGGAUACACUAAGCAAUGGAUUUUUAUGCUCUGAAUCUGAUUAGUGGAUCCUGUAGCUACUUCCCUUGUCGAGCCCAAUUCAGUGUUUCCCCAGAAGCUUGGGGCAGAGGUCCUAGCAGAAGGAGAUUAAUUCUCCUGGCUCGCAGCCUCCUCAGAGAAAUAAAUGCCUUCUGUAACAUCUGGCGUCUGCCAUGCACUCCACUGGCUGAACGACAGCAGAACUUGCCUGGGGGACUAUGUGCACUGAAGUAAUUGGGCUGGGGAGAGGGGGCGUUUCAUAUUCAUAAUGUGCUGAAGGUACCAUAUUUUAAAUGUUAUUUCAUGCAGGUGGUUAAUUCACACACAGUUGUUCUAGCUCGAGCUGGAAACCAGAAGUGGUCACUUCAGAUGGUUUUAUUUGCAAUUCAUUUUCCCUGCUCCCAAGUGGGUGAAGUGGGCCCUGCCACAGGCUGGUCAUCUGGGUUAUCUACUGAAGGUGGGGAGGUGAGAUUGAUAGUGCAAUAACCAGUUAGCCACAGACUCUCACUCAUCAUUCACAUCGCCCUCUUGUCACCGACGCCGUUAUUGCGCAUUGGCCACUCCCAGCCCCUGGAGCCUGUCGUUGGCACUCGCAGCCUCCGGGAGAUCUCCCUGGCGGUCUGGCCCAGGGCGAAGACAGAAGCUCUGCCGUGGCUGCCACUAAACCUGCCCUCUUCCUAACGAAUCCUGCUGCAGCAGCCUCCUCUGCACUCCUGCUCCCUUUCCCUCAUUCCUACAACUAGAGAAGUGAUUUGUUGGGUGAUGGGUCUUUUUAUAUUCUAGUUGCCACCUUAUAAUGUUUAUCAAGUUUUGGGGAUAGAGCAAGUGUCAGCAUCUCUGUGGGCAAUCAGUAGACUUCACACGUCCUAGGAAACCUUUGUAAGUAGCUCCUUUGGUCUCAAGUGAUUCCCUUUGUGUUGUCUCUUGAUAUAUACGCCCCAGUGCAAGUCAGGGGCUAUAAGGACAAGUAAAUCACCUUCUCCAAAGUUCUGGCUUCAACAGAGACCAAACCUUACUGACUCGGAAGUAAAGACUUAUACAGAUACAGUUUUGUUUUAAUUUAUAAUCUGUUUUUUUUCUCUUUUUUUUUCUUUCUGGUGUUGGAGACUCAUUUAAAAACAGGAUAAACAAUGCUGUUCAUCAAAAGUUGCCUGGGCCUUUUGUGUUUUUCCUCUGCCCCCAGGACCCGUUAUUAAUCAGUAGACUUCCGUGAACCAAGUCCACAGUGCACAGGGCUUCACCUUUGGUUUCCUCCUGGCGGCCUUGGCUGUUUGGGAGAGCGCUCUUGCUCGAACUGUCGCUGUGGUGUGUGUAACAACCUGUAAUAGCAGGUAGCUAUUGGUUGUCAUCUAUUGCCCUGUGAUGGGAGUUAUUUAGAUAUAUUUAGUGUGUGUUGCCAUUGAACGUUUUUUAUUUUGUUUUAUUUUUAUGAUUGUGUGCUAACUUGUCUUCCUAAAAGUACGGCAAAGUUUGUUUUUUGGGGAAAGGUUUGUAUUGAUAACUGUUGGGGGUUCAGCAUUGAAGCAGCAAGUUGCCUUUCUUCCUCGCCUUGUCUGGUGGCACCUUUGUGCUUUUGUGGAGUAUCUUUAUUUGAAGACCAGGGUCUGGGCACUUUGGCCUUUUCUCUUCUGUAAAUUGAGGGUGUUUGAGGCCACAGUUAGGCAUGGUCUCGGCCCGAGCACUGCCUUCUGCACCUCCGCGUCCUCACAGCUCGUACAGUCAUUAUCUAGUGAAAACGGAGGAAAACGUGACAUAGACAUGAGACACAGCAAAGUAUGUUCCUAAUCCUGGAAGAUUUAUUAAUGUUUUAUUUAGUUACUCCAGAGGUGAAGAAUCAGUAUUUCAACCACUCGGAGGCCCCUGUAGUGAUCACGGGUGGAAGAACCCCCUUGUUAGGAGGUGGAGCAGCUUUUGUGAUGGGCAAAGUGAAUGAGAGGGGGACACACUGUGUGCCUCCUAGAAUAAGAGGGGGCUGGCUUUUAGCCCAGGUGGCCAUUCUUACUCUCAAAGGUCUCUCACCAGACCCAGGGCACCAGGUGAAUUCCCAGAUUCAGACUAAGUGAUACUUUGAUAAAGUUGGUCCAGACAAUUCUGAUCAAGAACCUGUAUGUAUGUUAUUCUGAUGAAGAACCUGUGUGUUUAUAAUUCUGAUCAAGGACCUUUACGUGUGUUUGGCUGGAGGUUCCUGCCGCAGGUACACAGUGUUUGCUAGCCAUGUGUCCCAGUAUUUAUUUAACCUCCUCUCGGGGCUUUCGUGUAUUUCCCCAGCUCCUCUCCCUGAGCCAGUGUCCUCUCAGCAGUUUUCAUGUUUCUGUAGCCAUACCAAAGCCAGGAUGUUUUUAUUUGUUUGGAUACCAGUAUUUAUGGAUGUCUAACUACCUAAUGUAAUUUAAUUAAAAAACAGAAAAACAAACAAAAAAAAACCUUCUAACUGGGGCCAGUGUAAGAUCCAGAGGCUGCUCUGCAAAUCAAGCUACUUGUGUUUGUGUGGGAGACCCUGUGUUCAGCAUCG